Molecule: messenger RNA, 1430 nt
Organism: Lemur catta (Ring-tailed lemur)
Lineage: Eukaryota; Metazoa; Chordata; Mammalia; Primates; Lemuridae
Gene: CDC34
Product: cell division cycle 34, ubiqiutin conjugating enzyme
Exons: 5
Coding region: 220-927 (235 amino acids)
Biological process (GO): ubiquitin-dependent protein catabolic process; protein polyubiquitination
Molecular function (GO): ubiquitin conjugating enzyme activity
Source: RefSeq, a predicted model, not a curated record
GCGGGCCCGGCCGAGGCAGCGCCGGCAGAGCGAGUGGAGCGCUCCGGGGCCCCGGGUGGCGGCGGCGGCGGCGGCGGCGGCGUCGAGGAGGAAGGCGGCGGCGGCCCCAGCGGCUCCCUCCCGGCCGGCGCGCGGCCCGGCCCGUCUCGCGAGCUCGCGGCUGCCCCGCGGCCCAGCGCGCCCCCGACCCCGGGCCCCUCCGCCGCCGCCGCCGCCGCCAUGGCCAGGCCGCUUGUGCCCAGCUCGCAGAAGGCUCUGCUGCUCGAGCUCAAGGGGCUGCAGGAGGAGCCGGUCGAGGGCUUCCGCGUGACGCUGGUGGACGAGGGCGACCUGUACAACUGGGAGGUGGCCAUCUUCGGGCCCCCCAACACCUAUUACGAGGGCGGCUACUUCAAGGCACGCCUCAAGUUCCCCAUCGACUACCCUUACUCCCCGCCAGCCUUUCGGUUCCUGACCAAGAUGUGGCACCCUAACAUCUACGAGACAGGGGACGUGUGUAUCUCCAUCCUCCACCCCCCAGUUGAUGACCCCCAGAGUGGGGAACUGCCCUCAGAGCGGUGGAACCCCACCCAGAAUGUCAGGACCAUCCUCCUGAGCGUGAUCUCCCUCCUGAAUGAGCCCAACACCUUCUCGCCAGCCAACGUGGACGCCUCGGUGAUGUACAGGAAAUGGAAAGAGAGCAAAGGGAAGGACCGGGAGUACACAGACAUCAUCCGGAAGCAGGUCCUAGGGACCAAGGUGGACGCAGAGCGCGACGGUGUGAAGGUGCCCACCACGCUGGCCGAGUACUGCGUGAAGACCAAGGCGCCCGCACCUGACGAGGGCUCAGACCUCUUCUAUGAUGACUACUACGAGGACGGCGAUGGGGAGGAGGCGGACAGCUGCUUCGGGGACGAGGAGGACGACUCUGGCAAUGAGGGGUCCUGACAGCGCGCGCCCCACCGAAAUAAACUUACAGAGUUUUACCUCACUGGGACUGGACCGAAUGGGCUUCUUAGGUGGCAGACUCUACCUCACGGGAGGUGUUGUGUUGGAUCCCACCCCUCUGGUUGUUUCAGUUUAGGUCUUUUUUCCUUCCCUGUAUUUGUUCUGGGUUUUCCUCUGCUUCAGAGAAGAGGGGCCGCCUGCCUUGCUCUGGGACCCUGGUCCGGCUGUGGCCACUGUCUCCCCUCGGGAGGGCAGCAUGGCCCUGACUGCUGCUUGGACGCCUUGACUUCGGGGACUGGCCACAGCCCAGAGGAGCCACAUGGAGCCACAGAUGGGAACGUGUGGGCGCCAGCUCCCUGCCGCCACUGAGGGCCAGGCAGCUCCAUGGCCUGGAGCCAAAGACUUGGUGUGUUUCCCAGCUCAUGAGUGGACGGAUUAGCUGUGGCCGCCUCUUCUCUCUGCUUUGGUUUGUUUGAAAUCUAAAUAAAACUACUUUAUGAGAA